Messenger RNA from Megachile rotundata (alfalfa leafcutting bee), 1999 nucleotides. RefSeq names its product RNA polymerase III subunit C53 (gene RpIIIC53). Gene Ontology annotation, cellular component: RNA polymerase III complex. Gene Ontology annotation, biological process: tRNA transcription by RNA polymerase III. Gene Ontology annotation, molecular function: DNA binding. The record is from RefSeq and is a predicted model, not a curated record. NCBI's taxonomy places the organism in Eukaryota, Metazoa, Arthropoda, Insecta, Hymenoptera, Megachilidae.
GACGUAAUGUGAAAUGUGUGAACGGUUGAGAGUAUGCUUACAAAUAUAUAUAUUAAAUACUCUUUAUUACGUGCGUAUUCCAAAAUGGGCUAGUAUGGCUAGACACGUGCGAUGCGUUUGAGGUGGAUGAAUGUAUACAUUAUGAAUUUGAAAGAUUUCGAAAUUAUAUUAGAACGGAUGUUCAGUAAUAAUUUUCGAUACGAUAUUAUGUGCUUUCAUUGAUAUUUGUACGUCUUGUUAAGAGAUAUUUUAUUAUAAAAUUAAUAUUUACUGUGCUUGUAUGAGGUUAUGUACAAUGUACUGUGCAGAAAAAUUGUAAUAAUAAAACCACUGAUAAUAAUCACUGUAUUAAAAGUAUACGUAUUGGUAGUAAUAUAAGGUUCUUUAUUUAUAUGAAGAAUAAAUUUGAUAAGACAGUUGGUAUUUGGGAAGUAAUUAACAAUGUCAUCAGAUAAGUCAGGCAGUUCAAGUAAUACGCUUUCAACAAAUGUUCAAAUAAAAACAGAAUCAGGAACAUCGAUGCCUGUAACCUUAAGAAAUAUUAAAACAGAACCUGGUUUAUCAAGUAGCACAUCUAGGCUAACUUCUUUUCGUUUGCCAAGAGAUUUAACAUUAGGGGGCAACAUAAAGACUGAGAAACCCAAGAAAAUAUACACACCAAACUUAAAUGCUCAGAGAAACAAGAAAAAGGAAGAUGCAACCCCAAAUGAUCCUGGAAAAUCAGCUAGAGGUAGAGAACACAGAGGACGUGGCAGGGGUAAUGACAGGGGUAGAGGAUCUGAUAGGGGACGUGGUAGAGGUUCCAGUAAUCUAAUACAGUCUAGUGGUAUCUGGUCUACCGGAAUAACAAGUGAAACAUUGAAACGCCAUAGUGGUGGUGGUGGGUCAAGGGAUAGUGAUAGAACUCCACAGUCAAGUUUAGAGAAACCAAAAUUAGAUCUGAAUCGCAAGAUUGACAAAGCUGAUGAAGAAGAAAAGGUUAAAUUAUUAUUGAGAGAUGAUUUUAUAGAUGAUGAUGAACCCAUAAAUCUUGAAAAUGCUCCUGUUGUAUUGCCAAUGUUUAAAGAAGCGAAAGUGUGUAAAGAAGAAACUAAGGUUAAAGUUCCAAAAAAAGAAGAAGAAGUAGAUACAAAGCCAAUAAUUUUGGAAAAUGGAGAAGUAUUAUCACCAAAAAAAGAAUCUAAAAUAAAGAUUCCAAAAUCUAGCACAGAAACAAAAGAAGAAUUUUCAGAAAGCAUUCCUCAAAUCAUUGAAAACAAAACAAAUUCUUAUAUUUUAAUACAGUUUCCAGAUUGCUUACCAGGUUUAGUGGGUAGCGCAGAUGAUAACGUUAGACCAAAUCGUUCAAAUACCACGAGUUCCGAAAAAGAAAAUGAAAAUAAAUCCCAAACAGAAUUUUGUACUUUAAAUAGUUUAAAUCCUGGUAUUCUAGGCAAACUUCAAAUUUUAAAAUCUGGCAAAGCACGCUUACUGUUAGGUGAAAAUAACUUAAUCGUGGAUCUUGGAUCGAAUCUUAGUUUUCGACAAGAUCUCAUUGCGGCGAAAGUAGAUACCGAAAAAUUAAAUGGCGAGUUAAUUAACCUUGGACCAGUCAGUAGCACGCUAAUCUGUUCACCGGACUGGGAAUCUAUGCUAGCCAAAUUGUAAAUAUAUUUAUAUGUAUAGAUUUUGUUAAACUAAUGGAGUGUGAUGAUUUAUUUUAUGUAAAAUACAAACUGCUCUUUUUUUGGAAAAUCAUGUAUUUUAAAUACCACAAUAUACGUGAAACUUGCAUCACGUACAAAUUCAGAAGUCUAAAUAAAUUUACAGUGAUUUUAGAUUAAAUUUAAUUAUAUAAUUUAUGUGUAUGAAUUCCGUAACAAGAGGGUGUGACAAGUUUGUACGAGGCAUGCGAUGUUACUCGUCAAAACGCAAUUUAUUCUGUCGUCUUAAUGUAGGUAAAUCGAUGAAAAAUUAUUUUUAUACAAAUAAGAUUUACAAACUAAACUAACUUACCGCA